Molecule: messenger RNA, 1194 nt
Organism: Kwoniella mangroviensis CBS 8507
Lineage: Eukaryota; Fungi; Basidiomycota; Tremellomycetes; Tremellales; Cryptococcaceae
Exons: 2
Coding region: 1-1194 (397 amino acids)
Source: RefSeq, a predicted model, not a curated record
AUGACCCCAAAAGCGAAAUCGAGAACGUCUGUGGGAGCGAAAAGGAAACAUGAGGAUGAGAAGGAUGUUUCCAGCAGUGAAAGUGGAAGUGGAAGUGAAUUGAGCGAAUACGAUCAUGAUAAUUCCGACGAUGGCUACGAUCAUUUGCCAUCAGGAAGCAAGAAUACCAAGAAGACCAAUGGGGAUGUUUCACCUGCGAAAGGCAAGGCAAAGACCAAAUCAAAACAGCAAGAAGCCAAGUCAAAAGUACAAGACAGUCCAAAGAACAACAGGAAGAAAUCCCAAGAUUCUCCUAAAUCCAAUAAGAAGUCCAAAACAUCUCCAGCAGACAUCAUACCCCGUAUCAAAUCUACAAAUCCCAAAGCUUUAUUGGAAUACCUCUUAUCUGACGAAGCAUUAGACUAUGCUAACCCUGCUCCUGAAAGGGGGUACGGCGAAGUAGACUGGUCCAAACACACUUCACCAUCCGACCCUAAGACCGCUCCUACUCCAUUGCCUAAACCUACUGCAUCCAAGAAGGAAAAAGCCGAAGCCGAGGACACCCAUCCAGCAAUCUUACCAGAGGGGUACAUACGAUAUCCACACUCGGAUAUGACUCCAUUUCAAAUCCUCACUUCAUCUUUAUUGCUUUCCAAACCCCUUUCUCACAAGUUGGGUAUAAGGACUAUAUCGACUUUACUUAAUCCUCCAUUCGAAUUUGGCAAGUUUGAUGUGUUGGUCAAAGCAGAUGAAGAGAGGAUAAGAGAGGGAUUAUGGAAAGCUCGAACUCAACAUAAAGAGAAGACUUCCGUGCAGCUUUUAGAGUUGGCCCAAGGAGUGAGGGGGCUGAAUGGUGAAGGAGAAGAGGAUAGUUUGGGAGGAAUCAAAAGGGCCAUAGAGGGUCUGGGGAAUGAUGAGGAGAAAGCUCAAAAGAGAGUAGGAGAUAUGUUAUCCACAAUCAAAGGAAUUGGACCGAUUGGAGUAUCGAUAUUCCUCAGGAGGAUUCAAUCACAAUGGAACGAAGUCUAUCCAUAUGUCGAUCAGAGGUGUUUGAGUGCUGCGAAGUCGAUUGGAUUGGUGGAUGAUAAGGCAGGUGCAAAGGAGAUGGCAAAAUUAGUAAAAGAUGAUAGUAAGCAAUUGGUCAAACUGUUAGAUACGCUCAUAGGGUUGGAUCUUGAGAAGAAAUUGGACGAUGUCGUUGAGAGGUAUACCUGA